Schistosoma haematobium is the source of this 13156-nucleotide messenger RNA. RefSeq names its product Transcription factor IIIA. Gene Ontology annotation, biological process: regulation of transcription by RNA polymerase II. The transcript is spliced from 3 exons. Gene Ontology annotation, molecular function: DNA-binding transcription factor activity, RNA polymerase II-specific; chromatin insulator sequence binding; RNA polymerase II cis-regulatory region sequence-specific DNA binding. Gene Ontology annotation, cellular component: chromosome. The record is from RefSeq and is a predicted model, not a curated record. Lineage: Eukaryota; Metazoa; Platyhelminthes; Trematoda; Strigeidida; Schistosomatidae. The coding region runs from base 9994 to 10776 and encodes 260 amino acids.
CUCUAUUAUCGUUAAUAUACCUAGGUUCUUGCCUAGAGGUAUUGGUGAUCCACUGCUACUAGACUCGGAAGCUCGUUAGGCGAAAGCUUUUAUGUUGUAAAGAUCCAGUUGAACCAUUUAAACCAUUUGAUUUGCGCGCUCUAUUUGGAGAUGAAGUUACUUUCAGACGUGGUGCUUCGGAAUUUUUGUAGUGUAUUGUUUUUUAGCACCUGAUAUCAGUAAGCUAUUAUUUAAAAAAAUUGGAUACCUAUGUGCUCUAUUCAAAUUUCAUAAUGGAACAUUUUUAGGUUCCUUUCCAUAUUUUGUUGGUAGUUAUAUUAUAUCGGCUUUUAACGAUUUUCUGGUCAUUCAAAAUCAUCAGUUAGUUAAUAAAGUUAUUUUAAAUUAGACACUUAGAUUAUACCAUAUGAAUAUUUUAGACGUGAUCGACGUGUUAUUUAUCAUUAUUGUAUGCCGUCGCUUUGAAUUCAGAGUAGAUGAUUUCGUGGCGAGACUAAUUUAGCGACGACCUUUGAUCGAAUCUUAAAUGACCCUGACAAUUAUUAGCCAAUCAGAAGACAGUUAGUAUAAAGUGAGAAUAUAUAGUAAGUAAGGAAUGAAUUACAGUGGAUAUUCUUCUUUUACAUGAUUUAAAAACUUAAGGUUUGAUAAAGGUUCAGAGGCUCUGAAUUCAUAAUGCAUAUGGUAUAGAGAUUCGUUCAUAGGGUUAGUGGUUAGGGUUGUAGCCUAUAGUUAGGGUGCUAACAUGCGAUCAGUUUACAACGGAUUUUAGAGGUUAGGGUUAGGGGUUAUGGUUAGGGUCAGGGUGGGUUUGAGGCCUCUCAAAAAACACCUCUUCUCCAAAAUCGGAUGUAAACCGAUCGCAUGUUACCACCUUAACCUCAACCUUAACCCUAAACCCUAACCUUAACCCUUACCCUAAACCCUAACCUAACCCUAAGCCCUAACCUUAACCUAACCCUAAACCCUAAUCCAACCCUAACCCCUAACCUUAACCUAACCCUAAACCCUAAUCUAACCCUAACCCUAAACUCUAACCUAACCCUUAACCCUAACCUUAACCCCAAACCCUAACCCUAUGGACGAGUUUCUAUACAAUAUGCAUUAUGAAUUCAGAACUUCUGAGCAUUUAUCAAACCUCAACAAGUUUUUAAAUCAUGUAAAAGAAGAAUAUCCACUGUAAUUCAUUACUUUCUUGUAAUAUAUUUUUACUUUAUACUGUCUUCUGAUUGGCUAAUAAUGGAAAUUGCUCAAACGCUUCUCAUUGGCUCGUCCCUAAAUUAGAGUUCCGCCGUCCCAUCUGUUUUAACCUCUCAUUAAUCACCUCCUCUCUAAAAUCCGCUGUGAACCGACCAUAUGUUAGCAUCGCGUGUUGAACUUGGCUCCGUGACCUUGAAACUGCUCAAACGCUUCUGAUUGGCUCGUCGCUAAAUUAGAGUCUCGCCGAUUUCGUUUUUAAUGAAUCACAGUGAUAGUCCAACUAGUUUGAAGCCUUAUUUUUGUUGAUGCCAGUUCGUUCUUUAAGAUCUUCGAUGGAUUAAACACUGUCAGACAAUUCGAAUGACUAGAAUUGUUAAAGUCCAUAAUCUCACUAGCUUUAAUUCAGGAUAUCCUAUUCAAUAUAAUCUACAUAACUGCCUGUUCAUCAGGUAGUCCUCACUCUGCAGGGCAUUAUUCUACUUAUAUGCACUUCACACAGUGGCUACGUAGCCAUAUUUAUAUAUAUGCUGCUAUAGUUUAUCGAGCAUAUACGAACAGCGUUCAGUGUAUGGAAGUCAGUCAGUAACAACGACUGACUCCUUACACAUAUACCGGAUCUCCUAAGAAGAGGUUGUCGGUAAUAGGAAGCAACCAAAAUAAAAUAAAUUCAUGAGUCAUUGAAAUGAAAAUCAAAAUUUAAGGUUAAGUGUCAUAGGGGUAGAUUUCCGGUUUCUGUCAGUAUUUGUUUUAACUCCGAUUUUUGUCAUCAUCAGUUCGUUUUGAUUGCUAUACGAAACCCGAUCAGCCUACUGCAUAGCGAUGAAAACUGGGAAACUGGUCUUUUGAUAAUCUUGAUCAAACCAAACAUGUUUCUAGUGACUUUCCAUCUAAAUGCGAAAUAUUACUUCAGGAUUAGUCUGCAUCAGUGCCUAAACUGGUCAUACAGAGAUGGGCAGUUGAGAGCGUAAAUCAAUUAACUUAUCUUGGAAGUCCCUCUAACCUUGGUGCGUUGUUGUGUAACGAAUUCAAAAAGCUUCCCCGACCGACUUACAUCACUCAUAGCGUAGAUAAAAUGUCUUUAUGCUGUACAGCAGUUUUCUCCGUUUUACCCUUUGACUAUGUAAGAUAUUAGUGGGUUAUUAGUAUUUUAUCAUAUAUGCCUUCGAAGGAUUGUUCACCUGUUUGAGUCAAAAGGUAGGAUGCUGAGAUUGGAUAUAGUGCACUGGACAAAAAUGUCAGAUCGGUUGAUAAUUUAAUGAAUCUUCGUUGAUUGAGGUGAUCAAGAUUGCGUACCUGGACGCGCGAUACUUGCUGGAGUAGAAACGAGUUUGAAAAAGCUAGUGUCUAGACCAGGACGUGAAUCUGGUCUAUGAAAACACUAUCUUACUGAACCUUAUAGGGAGGUGCAAACUAUCAGGUCGAGAUCUGCCCGCUUAUUGUAACCAGUAUUUAAAGACGCCUAGUGACAUGAUCCGAAGUUAUAAAAUUAUUUUGUACCCUUUGUUCUUCCACUUAUCGUUAGUCAUAUUUUCUAUACCCAGUGUUUUUUCUGUCACUGAUACUUUUAAUUAUACUACCUUGGUAUUCAUCUUGGUAAUUUCGUCCCGUUGUAGUGAUGUGGUGUUGAAACUUGUACCGAUAAACAUUUGUGUCAGGUUUUACGAUGCUUGUGACUAACAGGGGAUUUGAAGUCUCGGCCAUGAUCCAUAUUUAUCAUAUGAGUACUAAUACAAGUGUCUGGUUGCCAAUAUCUUGUUAAGCACGUUCAGGUACGAUAAGCAUAACGUUAGUUGAGCACUGUUGAGAACUGUUAAACUGUACCUGGAUAUUCAAGUUCUGCAACAUUUGCAAGAAACAGUUUGUUGUAUUUGGUUUUCUUCAUUUUAUAGGUUUACGUACUGUAUCAAACAGUGAAAAUUUAAGAAUGAAUCAAAGUAAACUAGAAUGACGCGCAUUUGUUGUACAUUUUGUGAUAUGUACUUCGGAAAACCAUCUCGACUUGAGGCACAUCUGAGAAUCCACACUGGAGAGGUAAAACAUAUUUCAAGUUACUUUUAAAUAACGAGACCAUUACUUAUUGAUUCUUUUUCAAAAUGUUUUUACCCAGUUUCGAACAUUUUUUUUACCCUAAGUGAUUGAAAGCUGUUGAGAUUAUAGCUAUGGCAAUACCGUUUAAUAAAAAAUAGUUUGAAGCACUAAGCUUUGAGCUACAUAUUUUGUCUCUGAUUAGAGGUACCACCUAGUUUAGUGAUAUGAAACCGGCUUUAAGAUUCGCCCAGGUUGGUUAGUUAUUAACACUUGUUACAAUCUUAAACAAUCUAACAGAUUUUUUUAUUAUAUCCUGUGCGUCAUAUCUGUACUAUUAGUUAACCAGGGUUGUAAUAUAUUUUAUACAUCAUACAUUGAGAGUUCGUCGGCAGAUAUUCCUGUCAUAUAUGGUAAAUUUUGUCUUAAGAUCUGGUCUUUAAGCUAGAUAUUUAUUUACAUUUCGACUACUUUUAGGACUACCAAAUCAUCGACCCAUAGUGAAAACUAGUUCUUGUCUCGCUCUGUACGAGUCCGCAUUAAUUCUCAGAAAUGCUUAAUUCAUAAAACCCUAUUAAAAAUGUACAUGAAACUCUUCAUAACAACAUAUGUAUUCCAUCCAUUGAAUGUACGGUCUGAGUCCAUGGAAACUUUGUUUAAUAAAACCCGGAGUACAUCAGUUUUAGUCCUUUUAGUAUAUUCUUAAUUUAUUGGAAUGCGUUUGUCUCACCUCCAUCCUCAACAUCCAUAAAACUCUUCAGAAGUUAGGCUCUUUAGUUUCCUCGUUUCAAGUUUUUCUAGAAUGGUCUGUUCCAACGGUGUUCCUAAAUACAGUUCACCGAUGACCUUGUAGAUAGUAAAUUGGCAAUUUGAGAGGGCUAAGGACCUGACAAAUUCCAUAUUCUCAUCAACUGAAGAGCUUGGUGAUCAUCUGGACGUCGUUGUAGUCAUCAUGGCUCUUACGGAAACUUUUGGUCCACUUGAAACAAGUUGUUUUAUUAAUUGUCAUCCCCGUAAACCUCUUGAUGUUUCACUGCUUUCCCAAUAGUCUCUCCCAAGUUCUACCAUUUCAGGUAAGUUCGCGUAUUUAGUCAGCAAAGUGGUUACACUUACAUAUCUUAACACUUGUGAAUUUUUAUCUUUCUAAUCUGAUGCUAAGAUAUGUCAGGAAUACUAGCUGACAAAUUUAUUAAUCUGGCAUUAUUGUGUAAUUGGUUUACUGAGCAAUUGCCUCGUUUUAUCAGUACACCUAGAGGAAUUUACUGUGCUUUCGACUAUUACUAAAAAUUGCUGUUAUUGAGUCUUAUCUAUGCAAAAUACCAUUUAAAUCAGAAUUAUCCCUCGAUGUGUCUGUACGAGAUUUCUAGGUGAUAUCGGCUUGUUUUCUUAUUACCUUGGUAAACCUAUGACUUGUUCUUAAUGAAUAUGUUUUCGUGAUAUCCCAAUGAGUAGAAAAUUGUAUUUCUGACGUUUCGCGACUUAAUCUAAGCCAUUUUUUUCAGAGUAAAUAAAAUGACUUGUUCGUUUAGAUCUUCAACUGCUAACUUCUGGAUAAUAGGUCUAAAUCUUACUGAGAUGGUGGAGAAGAUUUGUAGCUCAGGUGGAUGAUUUUGGUGGAGUUUUGUUCUCUGAGCUGGAUGGUUUGGUCGUGGAGCUUUCAUCGUUCUUCUGAACAACAUCAUCAGCACAAACUUCAGAUAGAAGUGAAGUGUUAGAAUUUCUCCAUAUGUGUCUCAAAGCUUGUUCUGUGCACCUCGACGUUGAUUGGUUCUUAUUGACCUUAAAUUUGUCGUUGUUUACUUCUUUGUUUUGGUUGUGUCUCCCAUUGUUUUGAUUUUUGUUCUUAUGUUUGUGCAUGAUUUUUCUGAUUGGUUGAUAAAUUGGAUUGAUUUCAAUAUGCUUGUUGAUUGCUGAUUGACCUGAGUGCCAGGCUUCUAAAAAUUCUUCGGUGUUUUUGGAGUUUCCUCUGUCUAAGAUUUCCACAUUUUUCCAAUCGAAUGAGUGUCCGCAGUUGUCCACGUGUAUUGAUAUAAGUGAAGAUAUAUCAUGCCGUUUGACUGCUAAUUGAUGUUCAUGUAGGCGAAGGUGAAGGGGGCGUCCGCUUUGUCCGAUGUAGUGUUUUUCGCAGUUGGCACAAUUUAUCUUGUAGAUGAUGUUUGAUUUGUUUUCCUUUGUUAUUUCAUCUUUUGGUUUGCAUAAGAUUGAUUGUAGUGAUUUUGUCGGUUUGUGUGCCACACCUAUUCCGAAUGUUUUCAGCAGUCUCGCAGAGGUUUCUGAUAUUCCUUGUAUAUAUGGUAGGGUGAUCCUUUUGUUGAUUUUUGUGCUUGACUUGAGUUCUAAUGCUGCGUGCGGUUGGUAUUUUUUGAUGAAGUUGACGGGGUAGCCGUUCUUCUGAAAUACAUCCUUUAGGUAUUUCUCUUCAUUUCUUCGUGCUACCAGUGUAUUUAGUGAGGUUUGUGUCAACCACUCAAUCAAAUCCCCUACACAAUUCCUGGACCAAAUUAAGGACAUCCAAAUCAACAACGACGAACUGAUGAUAUCCUUCGACGUGACAGCACUAUUCACCUCAAUUGAACCAAAAUUAGCAAAAGAAACUAUAUCCCUGCUGCUCAACAACGACACAAACCUCACUAAAUACACGAAGCUUCAAAUUCAAAGUCUACAGGAACUCAUCAAUUUAUGCCUAACAACAUACUUUCAAUUCAACAACAAAAUCUACGAACAAACGAAAGGGACACCAAUGGGAUCACCAAUAUCAGGAUUGAUCGCAGAGGCAGUGAUGCAAAGACUAGAAGCCGCUAUAUUACCUGUGAUCAAACCAAAAAUUUGGAUUCGCUACGUAGACGACACCUUCGUCAUCGUCAAAAAGAAUGAACUAGAAAACACUUACAACCUGAUCAACGUCUUCGAUGACAUCAAGUUCACCAUGGAACAGGAGUCAAACAACCAACUAGCAUUCUUGGAUAUAUUGAUCAUGGACUUCUGUAUCUUGAAGAAACAAAUGGCGUAUGAACCAAUUAUUGGUCAUCGGCUACUAUGGGAUUGCAUCUUCUGACGUUACUCCACUGCCUUAUGGAUCAGAUCUUUAGGUCUAAAACUCCGAGUGUGGCUCCAUAAAAAAACCACCUGCUUCGGUUUGGGAACCCGGGUAGUAUCACAGCCUACACACAAAUUAAGUGACUUGUGUGGUGCAUAUGUAUUCGGUGCCCUUUCGUACCAAAAUUUGUGUUCAAAUAAAUAAAUAAGUUAAUAUCACUUUGCAUAUGCUAAGGAUUUUUUCGAUUUUAUGUCUAACCAAGUUUGAUUUGUAUGUUAUGCAGUUAGAUUACAAUAAAUUAAACUCCCUGUUUGUAAAAAUCAAAUAAUAUUUUCCGAGCUUUGUGACGAAUCGCACAGUGUCAUUUAAUAACAAUAAUUUCGCCAGUUUUUCUUAUGCUGAAUGUCUGUUUAGUUUUCAAAAUAACUAGUCUAGUUGGCUUCCGAAAUAGGAAAGUAAUUAAUACUGUUUAAACUACAUUUUCGUGCCCACUCAUGAUCAUACUACAGGUCAUUUAUAACUUUAUGAGUAGUUGGUGGUUAAACUGUUCAAUCUUUAUCCAUUUGGUCGUGUUUUACCUAUUUCUGUUUGGACAUUCGUGUUGUAUAAUAAAAAAUAAUUAAUACAUGUCGCGUUACGGUGACGAAAUUCUUAAUAUACAUCGGUGUGUGUGUUGGCGAAACCUGUGAAAUGACUCAGUUCAAGUCAUGUUCAGCAUAGCAUUCGUAAAGUUAACAAAUCCAUCUUUUCUCAUUGUUCACUCCACUGCUAGCGUCCAUAUGUGUGUAUUUGUGGUAAAACCUAUACACGGAAACAACAUUUAACUCGUCACGCUUCAAAAUGUCCCAAAACUAUUCCAGAAAACAACUUAUCUAAUCAAAAGGAGCCAGUAAGAGUCGAAAAAACCUAUUCGUGUUCACAAUGUUCUGCUGGACCUUUUCAAAAAAAGAAAAUGGUAUCGGCUCAUAUGGCUAUAGUUCAUGGGUAGGUGCUACCAUUUUUGUUUUGGUACUAUUAUUUGUAAAAAGUUCAUUUUACGGUUAUGUAUGACCCUUAUUCUUUUCUUAUUUAAAUGGUCUUCAACCACUGGAUCAAAAAUUAGUUUUCAUUACCUACGUUAGUUUCAGGGGCUACACAGAAGUACCGAUUGAAUGAACUAAAGUGUCAUGAUUCACGCCUUCAUGCACAAUUCAGUAUUCGGUUGCUAACAGUGUAUUAACUUAGUUUGUUCCGUUUUAUGUUUGUAUAUAAUCGUGGUGAGACUGUAUUCAACUAUUUAAUAUCCAUGAGUACAAUUAAUACUAUUUCGUUCUCAGAAAACGAGUGUAACCGUAUGAUUCGCUGCUUUUCCUUCUCACUUGUAUGCCUGUAGUGGAUUAUCUUCGGGAUAAUUUCUAUUACUUCCUAUAUCACUCAUCCUGUUAACCGUUAUUAGAUAGCUUUCAUCAGUGUAUAAGAUUGAAUACAAUCCAUUGAUGUUCAAAGCAGAUCACAAGAGAAUGAGUCGUUGAGCCAUUUAACAUCGUGAGAGGGAUAUGCAUACAGACUGUAAAAUGUGAUCAAGCAUUGAUGUUCAUACAGACAUGAUGAUAAUUUUAAAAAGGUAUAAAUGAAUUAUUUCUGUUGGGACUGAUAAGUCGUGUGGAUUGGACGCUAUAUUAGUUUCCUAAGCUAUUCCGGUGACCCGCAGUCUAGAACUACGCAGCGACUUGAACACCAGAGAGAAGACACAAGUAUGAGAGAAAAUACUUUAUCCCAAGGUUCAUUUUUGUACAGAAAAUCAUAGUUAUUUAUAGUUGUUGGCGUCUGUUAAAUCAACAUCAUAUUUCAGCCAAUCCGUUAACGACAUAUUAUGCUACCGACCAAUAGUAGCACUCCACAUUGGAAUUCCAGAACGUUCCAUCGUGCUCUGAUUGGCUAGGUUCCUUCGGCUCCUUUUGGGCCUCUGGAGGCUCCGUUGAAGUUCUCCGGAAGCCGACUCAACAGGGAUGACACUGUCAAACAUGUUAAUUGAAGGGCUUAACAAAAUUGAACGUCUACGGACUGAAGUGUAGAUAAGGUGCUAUAUUUUAUCGGGCAGUCUUAGGUACACUCCUUUUAUCACAGAAACUUUUCCGGAAAAAAUGUAUUCAGUUAGUCCUAAACUAUCUGUAAAAAUGUACCACUGAGUCUGUGCGGUUAUAUUUUUCUGUAUAACGUAUUUUCAGUAAACACUGGAUCAAAUGUUUAAGCUAAAGACUGCAGUAUUUUUCUCCAAUGGAGGCAUUCUUAUAGUAGCAAUUGUAAACUUUUAACUAAUAACGUUAAUAAUAAAUCUAUUUUCUAUUAUAUUCAUGUGAGUAGAUAUAACCGAAUUCGGUUAGUUAUUUACUCUAGAAAAGUGGCUAACAUUAAGUCACAAAAAGCCAAAAGUACAAUUUUUCUAUUCAUCGGGAUAUAACAAAAACAAUGUUAACAGUUCAGUUAAUACAAAUACAAGUAGAAAGGAUUCCUUCAGUUCUAGAAGUUCCUAUCACUUCUAGGAAGGAAGUUACAGAAGUGCCGCAACUGGACUCUAUUCUUAGUCAUGUCUGGUAACAUGUCAAACCAAUGUGUUUGCUUUCUCUGUAGUAUUCCGACUAGGGAUUUAGCGGGGCCCAAUAUUUUGUCGUCACUUAGGUCGGACGAUGUUUGUCGAUGGGCUCCCCACCUUAGUGGCCCGAGAUCUGAUUCCAAUUAGAUCGUAUGAAUGAUUGCUGUUGAAAUGUAUAUGUCGCCUAUCCUCGUAUAUAAUCAUCGACUUAAAUCGCGUUAGUCAAUAACGAAAUGGUGGUCUAACUUCAAUUGAUUCACGAUUUCAACCAGUGGAAUUAAAUAAGUCAAAUAACGAGAAUGGGCUUUUGAAUACAUAUAUUUUGUAUAUGAAGCGAAUGGAAUGGAACGAAGCAAAACGACUCGCAGUGAAGAUGGCGGGUAAGCCAACUCCAUUUAGUCAAGCGUUAAUCAAUAUUUAUAGUUACACAAAAAUAGGCUACAGACAUGUAGUGAAUAGGAUACGAAGUGUACACACACAUAUGCGCUCAUAUAAAAACAGUCAUGAUUGGUAAGCGAAUGUAUAACACGGUCAAAAUAUGACUCAAGUAGAAUGAGUAGAUUGACCUGUCUGAAAGCUAGAAUAAGGUAUAUGGGCUUGACAUAAUAACCGGCACUACAGGGAGUCGUGAGUUCGACAGAUCCCAGUCAUGUACUGCUAUCUUCCAUAUCACAACAUCAUAUCAUAAACUGGCCACCUCUCCUUUUUACAACGUGUCCUAGUCCCUGUAAUUAAUUCACGAUGUAAGAUUCGCUGGGAUGUCAUGGGGAGUGUCUCUGGUGUCACCUCAUCAUAAAUGCUCAUUUCGAUUUGCUAUUCUUUUAAAUGUCGUUUGAUGAAUUCCGUUGUAAGCUCCCAAAUUAUCGUGCAAAUUAGAUCGCUAUCGUUGAUUAGUAGAGUGGUUGUGAACCUAGUUGAAGCUUUUCAAACUCCAUCUUAGAAAGUUGACGGUGAGGAAUUUUUGUAGUUUAAUGAUCACUAUUAUAUGUCCAACUUGAAUUGAACUGAGCUGUCGUCUAAAAAACAGGUGUUCAGGCCGAAAGUAAUUGGGUAUGUUUUUAACGCAUCCUAACCGUUGUAGUUGAUAUACACACUUAUAAGAGAAUCAAUUGAUUUGUGAUACUGUGAAUCAUCUUAUCCAGGAAGUGGGAAACCUAAUAUGAAGUUUCUUAAUAAAACUAUAUAUAUCAUCUAUUUUACAUUAAUACAUUAUUCAAGCGAACGGAAGCAUGUAUGUGACAAAUGCGAUCGAGCGUUUCCUACGGCAUCUAAGCUUAGACGUCAUUCAUCAAAACAUCAUGGUUACACAUGUAAGCUGUGCUUUGAACAACUAUCUGAAAACCCUGAAAACGAUGAAUCAGUUGCUCUCAAACCCAUUCAUUUUGAAAGUUUUGCGUGUUUGAGACGCCAUAUUGCUGAAGCUCACCCCAAAACACCUUUGCAAUGUCCUUCUUGUAAUAUGCGUUUUACAAGACCUGCUGCACUAGCAGAACACAAAUCUACACAUACCCCUGGUGGACCGUCUGUAAGACGACGUUUUAUUUGUCCUUUAUGCUCACCUGAUGUUACUGGUGAUAAAGAUAAUUCCAACUCACAAGAAAAAGAUUGUCUUGUUGCAUUUACAGCCAAAAGAAAUUUAGAUGCUCAUAUGCGUUUAGUGCAUGCUAACCUUAAGUUUCCAUGUACAUGGCGUGGAUGUCCUGUUCUUUUGUCUACCAAACAAAAACUGAAUGAACAUAUGGAACGUCAUCGACUAGGCAAGUCAGUUGCUUUCAAAAGCCGAAAUAGACGUAAUUCACGUAAUGAUUCAAGUAGAAGAUUUAAUGAUAAUAAAAACUUAUCAAUGAAUAAUAAUGAAGAUUAUUGGGAAACAGCUAGUCAAAAUAGCAUUAUAGCACUGUUAAGUGAUGUAAUUGAUUGUUCAGCUAAUCAAAUUUAUUAAUUUUUUAUGAAGUUAGUUUCAUUAUUGUAUAUAAUACUAUUUCGAACUGAACAGAACAAGAAGAAAGGAAAACAGAUAUGUAAUUAAAAAUUUACAGAGUAUUUAUAUAUUUUAUUUAUAUUUACAUAUAUUUUCAAAUUAACAAAGUGUAUCAAAUGAUACAGAAAAUAAUAAUAAACAUUUAUAUUAUACUACUUAUUACAAUCAAUUUGUUACUUAUAGUAAUUAGCUUAUUAGUUAAAAGAAAAUCUAAUUGUCAUAUGCUCAAUAGUGAUUAACUUCGUGAGGGAAUUCUUGGAGUUGUAGUAAGAGGCCAUGACCAGUGGAACUAAUGAGUGUAGAGACAGGUAUCUACUUCAGUACAAUGGGAAAUGGUCGUGGAUUGGUAGAGGUUAAACAUUAACACCGUCGGAUGUCGGCUCAGUGGUCUGGUGGUUGGUCGUUAGCGUGGGAGACUGAAGACCUUGGGUCUGAAUCCCAUGAAGGGGAUCGCGGGUGCGCACUGCUGAGGAGUCCAAAUAUAGGACGAAGCGGUCGUCCAGUGCUUCCAGGUUUUCAAUGAUGGUCUAACAUCAAUCGGUUCAUGAUCUCAAUCAAUAAUUGUCAAAAGAUGGCCUAUACAAAUUCAAUGUAAAACUAAACAGAUCUUUGUGUGUUAAAUGUGUAUUCAAAACUUUUUUUCAUUUAUUUAUUUGAACACAUAAACUGUUAAGUUUGUUUUACAUUGUUCCUGUUCAUUCCUUUUCUACUCUUUUGUAUGUUGGUUUAUACUACUUAUUUAUAUUCAGUAAGCAGUUGUAUGCCCAACAAUUUUCACAAUUAUGUUGUAACUCAGGUUGUACUGUAACAUUCUGGAAUGUUCACAUAUAUCUUUAACGUUUAUUUUACUUAUCAUUGUAUUUAUCAUUAUAAUCACUGUAAUUUAAUUACUGUAACGGUUAUCCACAGUUUUAUCCAUUUGUUUAAACGCAACAGUUUCCAUAUUGUUUGCUCUUGGUUCGGUUUUCGGUUGUUCAUAAACUGUUAUCAAAUUUAGACACAGCUAUCGGCUGUCUUUGGACUAUCGUAUGUUAUAAUCAUUCUUUAUGUUACUCUUACAGGAAGCCUUUGCUAUUUUCAUUCUUGAACGACGCGUUUUAACGCCUAGACACCUCACAAGUUGAGGUUUGUAACUAAAUUUUGUGUAUUAUUUAAUAAAGAACCGCUUUUGUAGACAAGUCGUUGUUUUGGAACUUCGAUUUUGCGCGUAUCUCAAUCGGUGUUACUUGGACGCUUCGAUAGAAUUAACAUAAACAUUAGUACAAGGGUGCACCAAUUGCAUAUGCGUCACAUUAUAACAUUGAGGUUGUAGAGAAAUGGAGAAUGGAGGGUGAGUAACUAUGAAUAUAAAUUAGGGUGUUAGAGUGAAGUAAUAAUAACAAUAAUAUUGAUAGUGGGAGAAGCAGUUCAGUUAGGAAAAAUACAUCCACUUUUAUGAGGAAAGUAAAAGUACAAUAGAAUCACUUCUGAUUUUUAUUAUGAACCAUGUCCAAUAACGUUGCGUCCAAGCCAGCAAAGUUAUUAUUUCAAGCAAUUGCUUUUUCUCACAUACUCUUACGGUUCGUAAAACAAUAAAACGAUCUCAUUUGUAAAUUAAGUUGUGGUUUCAAUAUAAAUUCAUUUUACUCUCCAAAGCCACUAAUAAUUUAUCUACCCUAUCUACAAAUUCGAUUAUGAUUAUAACGAAUACUACGACAUUCAGUUAACAUUUCUGUCACGCAACUCAAACUGAAGUUAUGACAGUUAAUUAUGAGGUUUUUGUAAGUUAUAGGGUGAUCUUAUGAAAAUUUCAAGAAAAUAGCAUAUAAUGAAUAAGUUAUAAUUGUUUGAAAGGACAAAAUUUGAUACAAUAUUUGAAACUGCAUCUGACCAACCUCAUUAUGUGGUUUUUAAACACUAAGAACUUCUGAAUAAACCACUUUGAAAACAGUUACAUUAUGAUAUUAUCAGAAGUAAAUGGAAAGGAACCUACAUAACAUUAAAGUAGGAUUGAGGAUUGAUGUGUGGCUAGUGAAGUGAAAUGUGAUUAGCUACUGAGAGUGGACAAACAAACACUUAUCUUACUGACUAUUAUAUAUGUGACUUCUUUUCUUGUUAUUGGUCCAUAAUUUGGAUUCAGUGAGAGAGACUGCUUGUAAUUGUGUGGUCUAAAGUAUUGUCCAGUGUUUAUUCUGGUUUUCUACUUUUUGUCAUGAAUCGGCCAUCUGAUGUAAUAUGAUCCAGUACGUGUAUCGUUCGAGUAACCAAUCUUGCGGUAGUAUAAACUCAGUAACCACUCUUAUCAUAGUAAAGCAAUAUAUUGUGGGGACAACCAAGUAUAAUAACUCUUUAGUUAUAUCAG